AAAUCACAUAAACACAACUCUCUCCCAAAAUGUCUAUAUUACUCUUAAUGAUACCUCCUCUCAUCCUUGCAUGGUACUUGGCUCAUAGAAGAGGCAAGAAACCACCGGAGCCGACGCUGUGGCCGGUGCUCGGCAUGCUCCCGGCGAUCCUCCUCAACCUCCACCGCUUGCACGACUACGUGACGGAGGUCCUCGCCGCCUGCGGCUGCACCUACCGAAUCGUGGGGUCGCGCCUCUUCAACCUCGACAUGCUCUUCACCUCCGACCCCGCCAACAUCCACCACGUCCUCAGCCGCAACUUCGCCAAUUACCCGAAAGGCCCCGAGUUUCGAAAGAUCUUCGACAUCCUCGGCGAUGGAAUCUUCAGCGCCGACUUCGAGCUAUGGGAGAUUCACCGGAGGACCACCAUAGCCCAGCUCAAGCACGCCGAUUUCAACGAGUUUCUCGAGCGGGCCGUCUGGCAGAAGGUCGAGGACGGGCUAUUCCCCGUCCUCGACCAUUUCUGCGGGGAAAAGGAGGGUUUGGAUUUGCAGGAUGUUUUCCAGCGGUUGGCUUUUGACAACAUAUGCAAGCUCGUGCUUGGGAGCGACCCUUGCUCUUUGCGGGUGGAGUUGCCGUUUUUUCCUUGCGAGAAGGCGUUUCAUGCGGUGGCGGAGCCGCUGCUGCGGCGGCACCUGUUGCCGGAGUGGGUGUGGAAGGUGCAGAGGUGGCUCAACGUGGGCGACGAGAGGAUCAUUGCGGAGGCUGCGGCGGCGUUCGAUGAUUUCAUCUACCCGCGUGUUGUUGGCGGUGGGGAUGAUGCGAAUGUGUUGAGAGCGUUUGAGAAGAUGUAUAAUGAGAGGAAAUCGGUUGCGGGUAGUGCUAGUCUUGGAGGGUUUCUCAAGGAUUCUUCUCUGAGUUUGAUGUUUGCGGGGAGGGACACGACGAGCGCGUGCCUCACGUGGCUCUUCUGGCUCGUCGCGCAAGACCCUUUGUCGGAGAGGAAGAUUCUAGAAGAACUGGAAGCGGAGCUCGGUCUCAAUAAAAAAUGGAGGCCUUUCACUGCGGAGGAGUCGCACAAGCUAGUAUACCUGCACGGGGCUCUAUGCGAGUCGCUGAGGUUGUACCCACCGUUGCCGCUGCAGCAUAAAGCUUCAGUACAACCGGAUAUUCUCCCGAGCGGGCAUCGCCUGGCACGCAACGGGAAGCUCAUCAUGUCAUUCUACUCGGUGGGGAGAAUGGAGAGCGUGUGGGGGAAAGACUGCCUCCAAUUCAAGCCGGAGAGAUGGAUCUGUCCGAGCGGGAAGAUCAAGCACGAGCCAUCAUACAAGUUUCCAGCGUUCAACGCGGGGCCGAGGACGUGCGUGGGGAAGGACAUGGCGUUCAUACAGAUGAAGAUGGUGGCGGCGGCGAUACUGUACGGAUACAAGGUCAGAUUGGUGGAGGGGCACAAGGUUUCACCUCGUGAUUCUAUCCUUUUACAUGCUAAGGAAGGUUUGAAGGUGUUGUUGUGUAAGAGAAAUUGAUUGGAUGAUUGCAAUAAUCUCUCUUUCUAUUUGUGCAAUAAUAUGUAGUACUAUCACACUUAUAAGAGAUCAACUUGAUUGGAUCAAUGAUUGUAUUAAUCUUCUUUUUAUAUGUAUUUUCUUAUUUUCUA
Salvia hispanica is the source of this 1636-nucleotide messenger RNA. RefSeq names its product alkane hydroxylase MAH1-like. Lineage: Eukaryota; Viridiplantae; Streptophyta; Magnoliopsida; Lamiales; Lamiaceae. Gene Ontology annotation, molecular function: monooxygenase activity; oxidoreductase activity, acting on paired donors, with incorporation or reduction of molecular oxygen; heme binding. The record is from RefSeq and is a predicted model, not a curated record.